GUCCUCGAUAACACCUUCAAUUUGUAUGGUGACAUUUUAAAAUAUAGCCUUGAACAUUCCAAUGAAGAGGAAAGAUUUGGAAAGACUUUUGAGUGGAUCAACUAACACAGAGCCUGUUAUUAAUCUAAAGAGCUCAAAUAGUAAUAUUCAUGAAAGAUCAGCUGAUAAAAGAUAUCGUCACCACCAAAAUACUGGGAGUACGACACAUGAUGUUUCUGACAGAAUGAACGCUGAAGUAAAACAUGGACGAGUAAAUGAAUCCAAAGGUAAUGAAAAUAGCAAAUAUCAUCGCAAAAAUUUACACAAUAUUGAAAAUUUGUCUGCUGAUAUAAAUCCUACGUCAAAUUUCAAUCCAUCUUUACAUGAACCAGAAGCUUAUAGUCAUAGGACAUCUAAUUUAUCCACAUGGAUUCCUAAUUUAGGUCAUCCAUACUUUGUACCAUCUCGUUCUAAAUCAGAACAAAUCCUACCUCAGCCUAACUUUCAAGUGAAACGAGAUAAAUCUGAUCAAUAUUUAUCGGAUGAUUCACAGGAUAAUCGAUUGUACUCAUCAAACAUUGUGUCACCUAUACAGUGUUCGCCUAGAGUUAAUAAACAUUAUGAUGAUCAUCAAAUGUUUAAUCCAUGUAUGGUAAAGCCUGAACUAUUAGAUGAAGAACAAUGUCGAGUUUACCAACCAAAUAUAAAUAUAAACUCAUAUGAGCCAUUUGAAAAUCAAGUGAAUGCUCAGUUAGCAAGGUUAAGUAUGCUUCAUGCACAACAGUUAAAUAUUCAAGUUCUUUUGGAACAAGAGUGGUUGAAAUUACACAAGCUGAACUCAAUGAAAAUGAACAAGUAUGGAUACAAAGCCAAUAGGCAAAGUGAAAAUUUAGAUCUACUUCAAAUCCCAUUCGAUUCAAGAUAUGCCUAUUCUCCACGUAGUGCUGAUCGGAUUUCAGUAUGUUCACCUGAAACACAAUUUAUGACUUCACAGAGAAAUUAUCGAAGUCAUUCGAAUAAUUUACACAAGCAUUACAGAUCAAUGGAAUGUGGACUGAAUGAUGGUUAUUUUGAAUCACCAAGUACUAAAUCAGUUAUGGUUGAUACGCUACAAGAAAGGAAUGAUACUAAUAAUAGUAAUCCUAUGAUUGACGAUGUCUUUCCAUCUGAGCAUCAACAGAAUCAGACAUUCUCUUCAAAUAAUAAUCGUUCAAGGAUAAGAAACUUUGAAAAAAAGAUGAAUGUAUCUACUCUUAAUACUGAACAAUACCAAUACUCUCAAGAAUCACCGUAUGCUUCAUUGCGCAUUCCAUCAUCAUGCAGUGAUUAUUAUAAUCAUCGUUAUAAUCGGAAAUCUCCUUUUUAUGAUUCUAUACAAUAUGAUCCUGAAUCAAAUCCUAAAAAAUUCAAUAAAUCACCAAAUAUAUCAAGAAAAAAUUCACUGACAGAGAAAAUUCAUCCACAUUAUACUACAGAAAACGACAGUCAUACAGAAGAACAGUAUAAAACAUUUCAAGGAGUUAAUGAAUAUUCGACCAAUUCAUAUCAAAAUGAUGAUAGUAAUAACAGUAAUAAUCAUGUUGACAACUGGAAUGUAGUCAGUAGGCGAAAUAAAAUAAGAAUGAUACCAGAAAAACAAAACUAUAGGUCAACAAAGCUGUACACAGGUUCAACUGCAAAUCAAACACUAUCGAAAAAGUAUGUACCAUCGAAUUCAAAGUCAGCUCAAAAAAUCAAUGCACUACUAAAUCCACAUGAUUCAAGAUUUUCAAAUCGAAGAGGUAAUAAUACACCUGAAAUGUUUAAAUUACGCAAAACUGUAUCACAGUCUAAUAUAUAUGAAAAACCUGAGGGACGAGAAGAAAAGAGAAAAUCCAGUUACUUAGAUGGAAGAUUAUCUUAUGAUAAUUAUAAUAAUACUACUACUAAUAAUAAUAAUGAUAAUAACAAUCCUUUCAUCAUUCCAAAGGAAAAUGAUUUCAACAAUUUAAUAUCAUCAAGUGAAUCACUUGAUCAAGAAAUUUUAGAUUUAUGCCCUAAUGAUUCAUUUUCACAGUUAAAUGAACCUACUGAUACACUUAAUAUGAAUAAUCAAUCACGUACACAAGGUAUAAAUCAAAUGGGCAAUGGAAGUAUUAUACAAAGAGUUCAUAAACUACCUAAACAUAUUGAAGAUGAUAAAGAAAAAGAUUAUGAAAGUAGUUCAAGUUCAAAAACUGAGAUUAGUACAUCAAGUCCAGAUAAUAAUCAAAAUCAUAAUGACAUGAAUAUACAGACGAAAUCUAGUGAAUUCAGUCAUAUGCCACUGGAAUAUGCUCUACCUACUCAGAAUGAUUUUAAUAUGAAUAAUUCAAACGAGUUAGAAAAAUCCCUUUACCAACAAGAGGAUGAUUCACAGCGGCUUAUACUUUUGCAGAAAGAGUCUAAUAAAAUAAAGAACAAUGGCAAGUUAAACUACAAACAAAGUAGAUAUUUUGAUGCUGUUCCAUCCGAUAACACCACUGAACCAUCUAUAUACACAGUGAAAAUUUUGAAACGAAAUUCUUCUCUCCAAAAUGAUCUUAAUGCUCCCAUGAGUAAUAAGGAUAAUGCUCAAUACAGUUCACCUGAAUGCAAAGCAGUCACACAUUCACCUCAUGAAACAGUCAGUGAUGUACUUCAGUCGAACAACAACAACAACAAUGAAUUGGAUUUAACAAAUGACUCUGGUGUAUCGUCUGUUGCUAAAGAUGCUCCAAUAUCAAAUGGUGUAAUAUAUGUACGCAAAGUGAUAAAUAAUAUUGUUUUUGGACCAUGCAACAAUUCAAAUGAUGCCAGUUAUCAUAACUCGAAUGACUGUGACACAAUGAAUACACCGACAUGGUUAGCUAUAUGCAAUGAUGAAAUGAAGGUUAUUGUUUAUGAUCUAUGGACACAUAACUGUCUGGCUGAAUUUAUGGAUCAUGCGACUACGUCAACAAGUCCUGUGACGCAUUUAUUUCCACUUCAUUCAACACAUACUAAUGAGAAGAAAAACUCAAGACAUUUUGGACUGCUUUGCGUUGUUCAGAAGAAUGGAAUAUUAACACUAUAUGACGUAGCUAAUCAGAAUAGGAUUACAAAAAUUCGAUUGAACUGUGAAAUAUACUGUGCCUGUUUAGUACCAUGUCAAGAAAAAUUGAAUCAAUACUUACGUGAUGCAAUACUAAGCAUUGAUACUUCUGGCUAUCUAAUGAUAACUCAAUGGAAAUUAGCAAACUCACCCAAGGAUAUUAGUUUCCAUAGAUCUGGUAUCUGUGGUGAAACAUUAGAAAUUGGAACGAAUUUUUUCAAAGAAAUAUCACGAAAAGGAGUACCAACCAAUCUAAAAUAUUGUAUCUAUAUUCAAAAUAACUUACGUUCAUCUAUGGAAGCUUUAAGAUUUUUCAAUACAAACACUAAAAGCAACUUAUCAACAUCACUAAAAUUGUUAUCAAAUAAUGAAAAUCCAACUGAAUUCAAUUUGAUUACUGCAUCCUAUGAAUGUACACGACGAAAAAUUAUUCGUUUGACAAGUUGGUAUUGUAAAGCAAAACGAUUGUCAAAUACAGUCUCAUAUAAUAAAAUACUCUCUAAUGAUCCAAACGCCAGCCUGAUUGAUAUUUCAGUUGCUGAAAGUGGAUGUUCUGGUAGUCUGUGUAUUUGUUUUACUAAUGAAGUCUUUUGGCUUAGUUUACAUACUUUUGAUAUACUCUCCAAAUUCAAAUUACCCUCAUUUAUGCCUCCAAUUCAAUGUUUGUCGUAUUCAUGGCCUCAACCUGCUGAUUUGAAUAAAGUUUACAAUAGACGUACUUGGAUAUGUGUAAAUAAAAAUCGUUUGUUAGAAAUAUCACCAUUCGAAAGUCAACGCCGGUUGGAUAUUAAAGGUCGAGCAUGUUUAUUGGUUUAUCCUACGGGUCCAACAGAUUCUCCAGUUACAACAAUUGCAUCAGGUUUAGGCAUAACACCACUUGUUGCAACUGCUUUAGAAAAUGGAGAAAUUCACAUUUCACUUAUUCCUGAAACUUGUUUCAGUUGCAUGGUUGAAUUCUGUCCUUUCGGUUUUACAAGUAAAACUGACUUAUUGCAUCAUGUUGUACGUGAUCAUUAUCUUAGCGAGUCUGUGGAUGGAUUUCGAUGUAACUGGUCUUCGUGUGAUCUAUACCUUCCGUUAAAUUGUUCACAAUUUAAAAUUGAGGUUUUAGAAGAACAUGCACAUCAACAUGUAUACGCAUAAUCAUGUAUUAUUAAUAAAUAUAUAAUAUAUAUACAUAUGUAUAUGUAUGCUUAUAUUUGAUUUGACUUACACUAAAUACCAUUAUUUUACUUACUAUCCACCUGAUUGUUUCUGCAGAGAAGAAAUUCUUUAUCUUCAACUGAUUGUCUUUCUGUGUAAUACUUUUGGCAUUUUCACAGUCUAUUAUUUCUGCAUGUGUCAGGAUGUCUAUCUGGCUGUAUGUGUGUGUGGGUGUGGUUAAGUGAAAAUAUAUUUCCUAUGAUAUCACUUUUUUAACAGUAUGAUUUUCGCUCUUAAUUACUAAUUUUGUUUUUCUAAAAUAUUAAUCAGCUUUUGUCUUCUUCGUCUAAAAUAAUGACAAGAGAGACACAAAGAGAGAGUAUUUCAGAUGCAUAGAUGUUUCAGUGAGAAAGGAAUUUAAUUGUUGCAUAUAUAUAAAUAUGUGCCAGAGCUAACUUCUUCUUUCAACAUGUCAG
Molecule: messenger RNA, 4689 nt
Organism: Trichobilharzia szidati
Lineage: Eukaryota; Metazoa; Platyhelminthes; Trematoda; Strigeidida; Schistosomatidae
Source: the annotation of a GenBank genome assembly